UCAUGGCGACUGAGGCGAAAUAUGACCAAAGCCAGAGAGGGACAACUGCCUGACAGGCUAAACUGAGGGCAACAGAGUCCAUAAAGCUCCAACAGGAAGCAGUUGUAUGACUGCUCUCCACAAGCAAGAACAGUUACACUAUUGUUGCCAUUAAAACGCAACAUUCAGGGACAUAUCCCCUGUUUUAAAUCUAGAAGGGGGUUCUAAAAGCCUUUGACACCAUGGCGUCCCUCCUCUUGAAGCACGUGGCUGCCUCUGUGACUCGCCAAAUGGCCCAGAUGAGCCGGUUCAGCGGGGCCGGCUCCUCACCAGCAGCCAGUGCCUAUAGAUGUCUCUGCACCCUCAACACAGUCACCCGCACCCUGCUCCGCUCAUCAACCAGAAUCAGAUCCAUCCAGCCCCUUUUGUCUGGCUCCUCGGCUCAGUGUGGACCAUCUCUGCUGGGACAGUGUGAGGGUCUUCCCUGCAUCCAGCCCUCCGCGGGGAUGAAAACCAAGUCUGCCCUGAAGAGGCGCUGCAAAGACUGCUUCAUUGUUCGACGGAGGGGGCGCUUGUUUGUGUUCUGCAAGACAAAUCCGAGACACAAGCAGAGGCAGGGCUAAAAUGUUGGAGUAAUAAGAAGUAGGCUUUGAGAUUUUGAAUUUAAAAUAAAUAGUUUGGA
Molecule: messenger RNA, 661 nt
Organism: Etheostoma cragini (Arkansas darter)
Lineage: Eukaryota; Metazoa; Chordata; Actinopteri; Perciformes; Percidae
Gene: mrpl36
Product: mitochondrial ribosomal protein L36
Exons: 2
Coding region: 222-602 (126 amino acids)
Biological process (GO): ribosome biogenesis; translation
Cellular component (GO): ribosome; mitochondrial large ribosomal subunit
Molecular function (GO): structural constituent of ribosome
Source: RefSeq, a predicted model, not a curated record